Molecule: messenger RNA, 3717 nt
Organism: Trichosporon asahii var. asahii CBS 2479
Lineage: Eukaryota; Fungi; Basidiomycota; Tremellomycetes; Trichosporonales; Trichosporonaceae
Product: exocyst protein
Exons: 6
Coding region: 1-3717 (1238 amino acids)
Biological process (GO): Golgi to plasma membrane transport; exocytosis
Cellular component (GO): plasma membrane; exocyst
Molecular function (GO): phosphatidylinositol-4,5-bisphosphate binding
Source: RefSeq, a predicted model, not a curated record
AUGUCCAGCCGAGAUGAACAACAAGCGAUGACGCGCUCGCUGUUCUCGAGACGCGACGAGGACGGAAAUUUGGAGGAGAAUCUCCUGUCAUACAUUAAGGUGUUCGAGGAAGAUGGCGGUCACGGCAAGACGCGCUACCUCAUGUUGGCUCUCAACAAACACGGGCGACCGCUUCUGCACAAGGGAAAGAAGAACAGCAAUGGGACGUUCUCGAAGGGAAAGACGUGGCAGCUGGUCGACAUGCGCAUGCUGGAGCAGAUUGGACCGAUCGAGUUCGCUCUCGCAAUGACAGUUCGUACAUACCGCUGGCGGACUGAGCGGCCAGACGCGCUACAGCAGUUCCUCGGCAGCCUCGUCACGUCGUUCCAGGACUUCACCGGACAUCUGCCCGAGCUCGUCAACUUCAGCGUUCCGGCUUCACAGUCCUACCAGGGUGCUUCCUCGGCUCAUGGUCACUCGCCUGCUCCGGAGGGACCGCCGCCUGCUCCCUCUACUCGCCUUCGAGGGGCGCCGGCGAUGAGCAGUCAGGCUUCCUCGUCGUCGUCAGCUACUGCUGGGGGCCGACGACCCAGUGUUCAGACGCUGGACGAUAGGGGACGGAGGACGGACGACCAUGGACGACGGCCAAGUGCUCAGACGUUGGAUGACCAUGGACGACGACCGAGUGUACAGACGUUGGAUGAGCGAGGAAGACGGCCGAGUGCGCAGACUAUGGACGAUUCGCGGAGCAUGGACAGUCAUCAUCACCACCAGCCCAGCGGGGUUGGAAUCGGCGAGGUGUUCGACCAGAGCGCGUUCAAGCAGGGAAACGGAACUUCUGCGGCGUACGAUGCGAUGGGACUUAGUCGACCACCUACCCAGCGACAGAACUCGAAUGAUACGCCACCAUCGUCAGUCGUCGGGUACAGCGGUAACGGCAUCAAUCCUGGUGCCAUGGCAGCCUUGGGGGCGUCUAGUGGACGAAGACCCUCGGCAGGCAGUGCCACCUCACCUCUGGCUCCCGCCCAAGAAGACAUCGAUGACCCUUACGGCGGCAUGGAGGAGGAGUCACUUGCGACCCCGCAGAACGGAUCGUUCUCGCAUGACGAUCAGCCGAUGAUCCCUCCGCCACCGUCAUCUGCUCCUGCCGUGCCUGCUCUGCCGACCGUGACAGAGUCGCCAGCGCAGCAUGAGCGCACUCCCUCGACGCCAGCAAUGGCCAAGUCGCCGUCUGGUUCGUCGCAGGCGACAUCCUCUGUGCCAGACGCACUCGCACCGCCGACAUUGCGCGAGCGCAGGGCACCGUCACCGAUGUACGACGACGAGCAGGAGCCGCCGGAACAGAUGAAUCGCCGUGUGUCUUUCCACCCUGCUCCUCCCAGCUUCACGACAGCGUACUCCCGUGACGUUCUCCUCACAUCGCGCAGUGGCCUGAGCGGGGCGGACGUCGUCAUUGAGGGCGAAGAUGACGAGUCUGGUGAUGCGAUCAUGGCCAACGUCGAGGAGAUGAUCGAGGGCUUUGACUGGACGGCUUCAACGUCAGCCACGGCGGGAGAGUCCGGCCGCAAGGGACCUGACGCGAUCGAACAGCGACUUCUGGACGAGCUCGCUGCGCUGGAGUCGGCCAACAUCCACGCCUUCCUCGAGUCCGACGACCGAGUCGAGCAAGUCCUGCAGCACAUUGACGACACAUUGGCCGAGCUCGAGGACAUCGACCUCCAUCUCACGGGUUACCGGAUGCAGCUCAACGCCGUCCAGGACGACAUCGACUACAUUGAGGGUCAGAACCGUGGUCUCCAGGUGCAGAUCUCGAACCAGCACGCCCUCUUGAAGGAGGUUCAGCAGCUUUUGGCCAUCACCGAUGUUCCGAAGGAGGACCUGCAGGCGCUCUCUCAAGCGAGUCCGUCAACCCAGAGAGGCGUGCAGGAGCUCGAGCAAGCGGCAACGGCGCUGUAUAAGGCUCUCCAGGCUGCGCGCGACAAUGAGGCCACGGGUGCUCACAUCCAAGAGUACGAGAAGAUUGCUGUUCAGUUCGCCACGCGCGUGCUCGAGUACCUCGAUAUCACCUUCAAACACAAGUCGAGCGAGACCUUAGCGAAGUACAAGAAAACUUCGCAGCUCAAGCUUGAGCCUCACAAUGAGCUCUGCGAGAGUUUGAUGCUGUACGAGGGUCUCGUGCUCUGGGUCAAGGACAUGGACGAUGAGAGGUACAAGAAGCUUUGCUUGCUGCACGAGGACGAGAUGAAGAAGCUGUUAGUCAUGCUCGUUCAGAACCUGAGCAAGUCUAUAGAGGGCGUUGUCGACGUUUCUUUCGCUAAGGCUUCGCAAGGCGCCCAGCAGCCUGCCGGUAUCGGUGGUGCGCUCAGAGAGGGCGUUGCGCGUUCCAAGACUCUCCGACAGAAAGCCCCCGGUGCCGAUCAUGCCGCUUUACGGGAUCGCAAAGCGGAUGGCUCGACCCGCAAGGUGGCUGAGCUUUACAGCCGUGGUAUGGGUGAAAUCGUCAGUCAGAUCGUCACCGAGGACAGUUUCAUCAACGCCUUCCUCCAUCUUGCGGACAACGAAACGACCUUCGCCGACUACAUGGACCUCGACACCUACUUCCGUCGCCAGGCUGGUCGUCACAGUGCCGCCAAGCUGGGCAAGAAUCCUGCCCUGGCGCAGAUCGCACGCACGGUCAUGGACCUGAUGUUCGGUUUCGUUGACGGCGAGUGGAAGAACUGGAUCGAGGCUGCAAUCGGCUUAAGCGGCGGAACGUUAGGCUCUCAGAAGAACACCGUGGCCAUCGUCGGUGUCAUCGCAGAGACGGAAACGCUGCUCCAGGGCGCCGAGCAGGAGGGCGGUAACCUCUUCCUCGUCCAGCUGUUCGAGAAGCAGCUUGGUCGGCAGCGUCAGAUCUUCGACAGCUUCAUCAAGGAGCAGAUCCGGACUAUCGACGGCGCGAAGAACACGAUCAAGAAGCGAAGAGGCGUCUUCUACUUUGUCAGACAUUUCCCCGUCUUCGUGGAGCGCAUUGAAAGCCAGCUAGGCACCGCUGAGGGACUGGAUAUCCGCAAGCGUGUGAAUGACGCGUACGAGCAGGUCGUUGCCAGCGUCCUUGGCAGUCUCCAGUACGUCUCCAAGCUUGUUGGCUCGGAAAUCUCGUCUGGCGAGGGCAAAGACCAGCUUUACUUCCACGUCGUGAUGAUCGAAAACCUCAAUGUGUUUGUCGAUGAGACGCAGAAGCUGAAGAUCCCGGCUCUGGCUGUGUUCGUGCAGCGCGCCCGAGGUCUGUACGAUGAGAACAUGAAGGCGUACAUCAAGAUGAUGCUGCGCCGCGGCUUCGCCCGACUCAUGGACUUCUUUGACGGCGUCGAGCGUCUGUCCCGUACGACACCUGCGAACGAAAUCUCCGUUCACUCGAACUACAACCGUUCUGCGCUGAAGAAGGUUAUCAAGGAGCAGACUGCGAAGGACAUGCGUAAGGCGGUCGAGGCCAUGGCUCGCCGAGUCGACAAGCACUUCAGCGACGACGACUCAGCACCUGGUGUGCCGGGAGCGAACCACCACCGCGACCACCAGAACGACAAGGCUACCCAGGACCUCAUCAACUAUGUCUGGCGGGAAAUCACGUCGACUCUGGUGGGUGAGAUCAGUAGGGCGAACGAGUACCUCAGCAAGAGCUACAGUGACAGUGGCUUGAGCUUUGACUUCAACGGUAGAGACGUUGAGCAAGCUUGCCAGCGAGCGAAGCGCAUGUAG